AGUGCCAAAGGCUCCUCUGUGCGUUCAUUUCACACGCUUUUAGCUUCCCUGCUCCACACAGUUAGGUGACAAAAGCAGAUGCAAGACAAGAAUUUGGUUUCACCACAGGGCGGCACUGUUGGGACCAAUGUCAAUGCCGUGGAUUCGUCCGAGCCCAUAUGGAUCAGCUCCAUGAUGGAUGUCUCUACGUAGUCUCAAAGUGGGCGGGACUUUGCGCGGUACGGCCCUUCCAUUGGCCCCGUGCAGCUCGCGGCCGCAGGGGGGGCGCCUCUGAUCACAUCCAGCAUGUUUUGCACAAGAAAUGUCAGCCAGAAAGGGCUACUUUCUGCCUUGGCCCAAACCCGCCACAAUAAUGUCGUGUUCGGAGAGCGCGGCAGGGAACGCGUUUCUGGUGGAUUCUUUGAUCAGUGGACGCGCUGAACCCGCCGCGGUGCACUACAACGCGCCCCACAGCGGCGCGGCUGACGUGCCUUAUGGACUCCAGCACUAUGGAUACUUCCCAGGUACAGCCAAGAGGAGCGAAUCGGGCCCAGGGGCGUACCUCUCCAGCGUGGACUUGUACAUGGAAGCGCAGAGGUCCUGUCGCGUGGACCCAGACGCAGCGGCUCCUCCUUGCUCGUUCCCGCAGAACAUUAAAGAAGAGAGCGGUUACUGUCUGUACGAGCAGCCCAAAUGUCCCACAGCAGCUACGGCAGAAGACCUGACGUACUCCCGACUAACGUCCUCCGCGUGCACACUCAGCGACACUUCUGGAGGCGGCAGGGGCUCGGUGCCAGUGCCGGGCUACUUCCGCUUGUCUCAGACGCACGCACACGCUCAUAAACUUUACAACAGCCCCCAACCGAACCCUUCCCAACCACACUAUAGUCUGCAUGCCGCCGCUCCUGCCGCGCCUUCCGCUCCUGCCGCUUCUACUGCUCAUUUCCAUGCGCCUCCGAACUCCACAGCUCCAAAUUCGGCUGUGGAGGAGCAGCCCGCGGGCCCCGACAGCGCGGAGCCUCACGGGAGCGAGGAGGCGCGUGGGUCCACGGAUGGAGAAGACUCUUCAGCUGAGGACAACGAGGAGCAGGACAAAGACGCAUCAGCAAAGACCAAUAAAGGCGAAUCCAAAGGUGACAGCGCGGGGAACUGGCUCACGGCUAAGAGCGGCCGGAAGAAGCGCUGCCCCUACACUAAGCAUCAGACCCUGGAGCUGGAGAAGGAGUUCCUAUUCAACAUGUACCUGACCCGAGAGCGCCGCCUAGAGAUCAGCAAGAGCGUGCACCUGACGGACAGACAGGUCAAGAUCUGGUUCCAAAACCGCCGCAUGAAACUCAAGAAAAUGACCCGGGAAAACCGCAUCCGAGAGCUCACGUCCAACUACGGUUUUUCAUAGACGGCUGAUUUAUAGGCGCGCACUGACUCAAGCGUCUAAGCAGCAGCAGCCCCCAUCUUUCCCCAAAACACAACAUGGCGCUGCGAAGACGUCGUGGAUAGCUCUUGUCUGGUUGUUUUCUAAAAGCUCCUAUAAUGCAAUGUAUAGGAGGUGGGGGGGGCUAAACAAUUUGUACUCUAUACUGUCCCUUUUGGAGAUAAAUUAUACUUUAGAAUACCUAUAUACAUGGCUCUUAGAUCUUAUUCCUAAUUACGCACAAAUUCAAAUUGGAAUCGCAUGAUGUAACCCAAAUUACCUUUAAAUUCAACCAACAAAACACUUAUGAGUAUUACCUAUAUUUCUAAACGGAGCAAAAGGAGGAGAUGUUUUUAUGAAUGUAUAUUUCUCUGUACAUACAUCAUUGUGUUUUGUGUAAUGCCUAAUAAAUUAUCAGCUCACAUCA
Molecule: messenger RNA, 1817 nt
Organism: Periophthalmus magnuspinnatus
Lineage: Eukaryota; Metazoa; Chordata; Actinopteri; Gobiiformes; Gobiidae
Product: homeobox protein Hox-A10-like
Exons: 3
Coding region: 302-1375 (357 amino acids)
Biological process (GO): regulation of transcription by RNA polymerase II
Cellular component (GO): nucleus
Molecular function (GO): DNA-binding transcription factor activity, RNA polymerase II-specific; RNA polymerase II cis-regulatory region sequence-specific DNA binding
Source: RefSeq, a predicted model, not a curated record